CGCUGGCCUGGAGGGGCGGCAGGGGCGGAUCCCAGCAGCAGGAGAGGCAGGGCCCGGGCUCCCCACGAUCCGCUGGGUUCUCUGCCCCCCAGUAUCUCCAGGCCAACGGGAACAACUGGCGCUGGUUUGACGACCGCUCCGGCCGCUGGUGCAGCUACAGCGCCAGCAACAACAGCACCAUCGACACCGCCUGGAAGGCGGGCGAGACCAGCGUGCGCUUCACCGCCGGCCGCCGGCGCUACACCGUGCAGUUCACCACCAUGGUGCAGGUGAACGAGGAGACAGGCAACCGGCGCCCGGUGAUGCUGACGCUGCUGCGGGUGCCCCGGCUCGGGAAGGGAGCCAAGGAGAGCAACGGGCAGGAGCUGGAGAAGACCCUGGAGGAGGCCAAAGAAACGGAGGGUAAAGCCAAGGAGGAGAAGGCAAAUGGUACGUGCC
Messenger RNA from Chrysemys picta bellii (western painted turtle), 438 nucleotides. NCBI's taxonomy places the organism in Eukaryota, Metazoa, Chordata, Testudines, Emydidae. The record is from RefSeq and is a predicted model, not a curated record.